AUGGCCAAGCGCACUCUGGAUACAUACUUCUCCACGCCAAGCAAGAAGGCACGCGCCGACGAGCCCGCAGAAGCAACGGCAGACACCCUCCCUGGUCCGAGAUCCGUGACCAGGACGACAAAUCAUUCAACAUACCCCUGGCCGAUCCCUCACCUGCCUAGUCAUGUCGCGUCGGAGAUCGAAUUGCUGGUCACCGCCCAAGGCAAAGAGAUCAGGGACCAACAAGACCUGGACUUGCUGUAUUUCCAACCAUUUAUCCCGAAAUCGAUCGAACGGGAGCUCUUCACUUUCCUCCGCUCCGAGCUAUUCUUCUACCGCGUCAAAUACACCAUCAAACGCUUCGGCAAGGAGACCCUCGUCAACACGCCGCGGUUCACCACCGUGUUCGGUCUCGACGAGACGAGUCGCUUUGCGGAUGACGGGUUGCGCAUCGUCGAGGCGUCGGACCCGUCCAAGACGGUUCGAAAGGACAAGUAUAAGUGCAACCCACGCCCCAUCCCGGAGUGCCUGGAUCUCCUGCGCAGAGUGACUGAAGCAAACACCGACACCAAGUACAACUUCUGCCUGGUGAACUAUUAUGCAUCCGGCAACGACAGCAUCUCGUUUCACAGCGACGAUGAGCGAUUCCUGGGCCCCGAGCCAGCCAUCGCGUCGUUCACGCUGGGGGCCAAGAGGGAUUUCCUGAUGAAGCACAAACCUCCCAGGGAUGGCGAGCCAGAGCUGGAGACCAGGGACAUCAAGCUGCCCCUGGCGAGUGGCGACAUGAUUCUGAUGCGAGGCCCGACCCAGCCCAACUGGCUGCAUAGCAUUCCGAAACGAAAGGGCGCCGAGGCCGACAGAGGUCGCAUCAACAUCACUUUGCGCCGCGCCUUGAUUCCGGCCGGCACGGAAAACUACUAUCGAUACAAUGUCGGGGAGGGCGGAUGUUAUCAGUGGGAUAGCUCCAAAAGAGAGAUGGUGCCUUGGCCAUCGAGGAUGGACGGCACCCGGUGA
Molecule: messenger RNA, 993 nt
Organism: Cladophialophora immunda
Lineage: Eukaryota; Fungi; Ascomycota; Eurotiomycetes; Chaetothyriales; Herpotrichiellaceae
Exons: 1
Coding region: 1-993 (330 amino acids)
Biological process (GO): DNA repair
Source: RefSeq, a predicted model, not a curated record